Molecule: messenger RNA, 564 nt
Organism: Gossypium arboreum
Lineage: Eukaryota; Viridiplantae; Streptophyta; Magnoliopsida; Malvales; Malvaceae
Exons: 1
Coding region: 1-564 (187 amino acids)
Source: RefSeq, a predicted model, not a curated record
AUGGCCCGCCAAGAUUUUCUUCUUGUUGCACUUGUUUUCAUCGCUUUUGUUGGGGCAUUAGCUGCUGAUUCAUCACAUUCAUCAGCCCUUUCAAAGUCGCCAUCUUCUUCGCCUUCGAAGUCACCAUCUUCUGCUUCCCCAACUUCCUCCCCCAAGUCUUCCUCUACCAAGUCACCGUCACCAUCCUCUAGUGGCCCUUCUCCGUCACCAUUAAAAUCCAGUGGAGGAGCACCCAAGUCAUCUGCUUCCGGAGCCCCGAAGAGUUCUUCAAGCUCCCUUUCUCCUAGCUCUAGAAAAAUUGGUAGCCCCAAGGCCAAUAAAGGAUCCCCUUUUGAAGUUGAGUCUCCCGAGGAGGUCUCAUCCCCUCCUUUGCCGCCAACUGCUGAUUAUGAAGUUUCCGAUUCCCCUUCUCCUAGCUCUAAAGACAAGGCUACCGUUGUUGAUAGUGUAAUCCCUUUAUCUAGUAGUAACAGUCUAGCACGAUCACCCUCUAAUACAAUUACUAUCAAAGCCAUCACUAGCAUUAUCGUUGUCGCAGCUAUUGCAGAAUUAUUCCUCUCUUAG